Molecule: messenger RNA, 1069 nt
Organism: Phyllopteryx taeniolatus (common seadragon)
Lineage: Eukaryota; Metazoa; Chordata; Actinopteri; Syngnathiformes; Syngnathidae
Product: phospholipase A and acyltransferase 1-like
Exons: 4
Coding region: 130-663 (177 amino acids)
Biological process (GO): N-acylphosphatidylethanolamine metabolic process
Cellular component (GO): cytoplasm
Molecular function (GO): glycerophospholipid phospholipase A1 activity; A2-type glycerophospholipase activity
Source: RefSeq, a predicted model, not a curated record
CAAGUUCCAUGUGCAUGUGUCAAAGUGUCCAAACCUGAAGUGCACACUUACACACGCCCCGCACAUACACACACCCUUUUCACAUUCGCAUUCGCACAAGUUAGCGUCAAGCCGUCAGAGGAGUCCAGCAUGGACCUGGAGGUGCAGAUCGAGGAGAUCGCGUCAUUGGCCAAAUUCGGAGACCUGAUCGAGUUCUCGUACCCGAUUGGCUACUCGCACUGGGGCGUGUACGAUGAGGACGGUCAUGUGAUCCACUUUGCUGUCGCAGAUGAGGGCCAGAUGAUGAACCACGUCCGCACUUCCAUCCAGUCCAUGUUCCCGCUCUGCGGCGACCUGUUGCUGGGCGCCACCCGCAUCCGCCGGGUGCCGCUGGGCGAGGUCACAGUUCCCAGCGGCGUCCACAUUCUGGUUAGCAACAACCGGCACGCUUUCACGCCAUCCUCACCCGAGGAGAUGAGGCGGCGGCGCGACGCUCUGGAGGACGAGGAGCUCACCUACAAUCUCUUCUCGCUCAACUGCGAACACUUCGCCACAUUCGUGCGAUACGGGAAAGCUGUCUGCAACCAGAUUCCGACCAAGCCCAAAAACAAGGAGACCAUGUCAGCCACCAAAACCUUCCAGGACAUAGUUGUCUCAAAAGCGACCAACAAAGACCCUUCCUAGUCACACACACUCUAAACUCGUAUAAACUUGUCUACAGUUAUAAUAAUAAUAAAUCUGCUGACUUUGUUUUUUUUUCUUUUUAAUUUGUGAAGCAAAUGGUGGGGCAGUGACCACCAGAUCCAGCAGAUGAAGCUGUAGUGAAAUAAAGCUGGCUGUGCUCUCAUGUGCUUCUGUUUUUUUUUUUUACUGCCCCCUACAGGACUGGAGUGGAACACGUGACGUUUAGGCUUGUUUGGCCUUGGCAGAGGUUCUUGUAUUUUGUGUGUGUGUGUCAGUGGAGUGUGCACCUAAUAAAGUGGACACUGUGCAUAUGUUAAAGUAACCAGCAGCCUUUGGAGUCUGCAAACUUCUGCCAUUGUUUAAAGUGCCUCUGAUUAACCUCAAAUAAAGCGCAGAUGUUCUAGUA